Messenger RNA from Geosmithia morbida, 1026 nucleotides. RefSeq names its product DnaJ domain. The coding region runs from base 1 to 1026 and encodes 341 amino acids. The transcript has a single exon. The record is from RefSeq and is a predicted model, not a curated record. NCBI's taxonomy places the organism in Eukaryota, Fungi, Ascomycota, Sordariomycetes, Hypocreales, Bionectriaceae.
AUGUUGAGCAAGAAACAGACGUCUGUCCUGUCGGUCCGCUGUUGCCACCCGUUGACUUGUCUGCGAGUAUCACCGAGGGCCCCGCAGCCGUUGAUCGGAACCCACGUCACCACCGGUACAGCAACCACCAGCACGGCGACGGCAUCCUCACAAUGCUGCCGUCGUCGGUGGUACGCGACGGCGCAUCACGGGAGCGACAAUUCCAAAGACCGUCACCGCCACAGCCAUAGCCACAGCCACAAUCACCAUCAGCGCCCUCAUAAUCACCACCAUCGGGACACGGCUCCCCCUCCUGCCUGGCCCAAGACGUCCAACCCUUCACCCUACGAAAUAUUUGCCAUCGGCCGGUCCGAACCGUACCCGAAGCGACGCUUCUACCAGCUCGUCAAACUAUACCACCCGGACCUGUCGCACGCCCCCGUGGCCGCCCUGGUGCCUCCGGACGUCCGCAUCGAGCGCUACCGCCUCGUCGUCGCGGCCAACAUCCUGCUCAGCGACCCGGUCAAACGCCGCGCCUACGACGUCUCCGGCGCCGGCUGGGGCGCAGGUGAGGGUGGGACGAGACAGUCGGCAGAGGAGGCCCGCGCCGCUGACCGUUCCUGGAGGCAGAGCCCCGGGAAUGCAUCCCGCAACGCUACCUGGGAGGACUGGGAGCAGUGGUACGAGGCCCGCGGAGAGGGCCGGGCUGGGCGUGCCCGCCAGGAGACGCAGUAUAUGCCCAACGGCGUGUUUGCCAUGCUGCUCGCCAUGUCGUGUCUGAUCGGCGCCAUGCUGCAGAGCCAGCGUGCCGGUGCCAGCGGCUCCCACUACCUCGAGGUGAGGGACCAGAAUGACCAGGCUGUCGGGCAGGAGAUGCGUCGCAGCUCGAUGGCCCUGGCGGGGCUGUCAAAAGAUGAGAGGGUCGAUCGGUUCCUGCGCGACCGUGAAAAUGUCGCUUUCCACUUCCACACAAGCAAGUACGAAGAAGACUCGUUACCGCCGCCGCCGUCCUCGCCGCCGGCCAAGAUUGACAAUGUGGGGGAGUGA